This is a messenger RNA of Haliotis rubra (blacklip abalone), 3692 nucleotides long. RefSeq names its product zinc finger protein 184-like. Gene Ontology annotation, molecular function: DNA-binding transcription factor activity; RNA polymerase II cis-regulatory region sequence-specific DNA binding. The record is from RefSeq and is a predicted model, not a curated record. Gene Ontology annotation, biological process: regulation of transcription by RNA polymerase II. Lineage: Eukaryota; Metazoa; Mollusca; Gastropoda; Lepetellida; Haliotidae. Bases 135 to 3059 code for a protein of 974 amino acids. The transcript has 2 exons.
CGACGAGAAAGCAGAACUGUUAACAGUUUAGCAAGGAAGGAACCGCUUGGACGUGAGGUUUCAGCUGACACAGACUUUAAUUGGUGUGGAACAAAGCUGGUAAGAACCUCGUCAUCACUGACAAUCUAUUCACAAUGGAUUCAGACUCUUUCAAGAGUGUGAUUAUCUGUGGACAGUGUGGAGAAUGGUUUGGGAAUAUGUUGUCCCAAGUCCAUCAUCUGACGACUCAUUCCUUCACAAAGACAGCAGGGACUAAGUCGGUCCUGAACUUCUUAGAGAGGUGUGAUGGAGAUGCCCCUGAUCAGAGUGAAUAUGCCCAUGCUGAUGCUUCACCUGGAUGUUCCUUUGAUAAGUGGAGCCCUUCAGCAGAUGAUGUGCUGUAUGAUGAAAAAAAUGGAACUGAAGCUUAUAAGCAUGCUUCUGUAUCUCAUCAAAGGGAUAGACUAGAUAUUGCUGGAGAUUGUGGAGAAUCUCUUGGUUGUAAUUCUCACUUGCACCAGGUUAAUUGUGAAUGUGUAUACAAUCCGUCAGGAGGAGAACAUGAAACGGAUGACAUUGCAGGUAUGGGUGACUAUAGGGCAUGUUUAUUUAGAGACGGGGAUCAGGACUCGGUCCACUUAGGACAGACUGAUCAGAACUGUGAGGACCUGAGUGGAUCUGAAGUUGAGGUGCCAGAAACUUCUGGAGUUCUGUCCUCAGGCACAGAUGAGGAUUCUCAGGAUGCAGAGUCUAAAUUAUCUGAUCUAGAACAUGAGGAUAAUGAGAGUCCUUGUAAAUUUGAGUCCAGACUUGAACGUCACUACGAAGCCACAGCCUUUGAUGUGAAAGAUACGAGUCCUGAAAAUAGUUGUUCAGUUGAAAAUAAGAAUGAAUCAAGUACUGGCAUGAGAUCCAAGACAUAUGAUGGUUAUGACUAUAUUUCUGAUGAAAAUGAAGAUAGUCCUGACACACCAGUAAACGACAUAUGUGAAUUUAAGUUCUAUCAGUCAAAUAGAGGUGAAAACACCAGAAUGGGACAGAUGUUAAAUACCAAUUCUCAGGAUGGGAUGAAAGUUUAUUUGAAUACAGGACUUGACAAAAGAAAAUACAAUAGUGUUGAAGGUAGCAUGAACAGUAUGGGUGGUAUGGGAAGAGGUGGGUCUCUCUGGGAUGAUACCCUUCAGACAGAUCAAACUCUAAGUAGCAGUCAAAUGGUGACUGUGAGGAGGUCAGACAGUGCACAGAGGCAUCCUGGUCCUGUCAUGGGAGAUUGUCUUGGAGUGAGAGGCUUUAACCGUACUGCAAAGAGGCAAGAACGUUCAGGAGAGGUGCCUCCUGGUACUAUCUGUGGGAGUAGAAUACUUCCUUUUGAUCAGAAGUCCUUGGAGAAUAAACAUACUAGGGGGUUCAAGAGGAUAUCAGAUAUUACCCCAAGUACAGAGGACAUUAAACCAUACUCAGAAAUAAAUGACACACAUACUAGCUCAGGCCAGAGUUUAACCAUUGGUGUUAAUGCAUGUUCUGGUGCAAAGCUAAUGCCCCAAAGUAAUUUUGAAACUGAUAUGAAUUACAACACAAGGUCUGUUCCUAAACAAUUUGUGGAAAACAGAAAUCAGUAUUCUUAUGUGCAUGGAAAGUCAGGACUAAGAAUGUGUAAGAAUGGAGACUGCAACUCUGAUAAUUUAUCAUUUAUGUUAAAAAAGAACCAAACCAGCCAAGGUUACAGUAUUUAUAAACCACAAGUGAUUGAGGAUGGUGACACAGGAGAACCUUUGGCUAUGAACAUAGAACAAUACUCUGGUAACACAAAUGAAGUCAUUGACACUAACAACAAAAGUCAAAUUUCUAAUUCAUCAUUAUUGUUUGAGGAAAAACAGAAUGAUUACAUUUACAGCAGCAGGAAACAGUCUGACCAUUUGAAUUAUCAGCACAGUCUUCCCGUUGAGCAGCAUUCUCAAGGAAGGACACGAUCAGGUGAAAGUAUUAGAAAAAGGUCCCUCAGUGGUAGAGGGUCAGACCAAAGAUGCAGCGUUUGUGGAGAGAUGUUUCAAGUUGCUGGAGAUCUACAGAAACACUUGAUCUCCCACAAACAGCAAUGCCAUUUUUGUGGUGAAAGUUUUGAAGAGUUGGAACAUCUCAGUGCACAUUUAGAUAUGCAUCUGAACAAUGGUGUUGAAGGCAGAGGGGAUGAAGGCCAUUGUGAGGACAAUCUUCAUUUGUCAUGUGAUGGUGAUGCACCUGACCAUGCAAUCGAUCGCCAUGAUGUUGAUGUUAAGGGCCAACAGAAGAAUUACAGGUGUGAAAUAUGCUCAAAACUAUUUGUUGCGAAACAGACUCUUCGUAUUCAUAUGAAUAUUCAUCUUGGCAGACGAUCAACAUGUCCUGUGUGCAAGCAGACAUUCUCCACAGACUGGUCUGUGAAGAGACACGCUGGAAAGUGUCAUCAUAAAGUGAAAGUUUGUGAAAAGUCGUUUUCUUCACCAAACAGUUUGAAGAUUCAGAAAGCUCACGAAAACUUUGUUGAAAAAGAAGACCAAAGUUUGUUUACGUGCGAGGUGUGUGAAAAGGAGUUUUCGUCACUGAAGAGCCUAAGCAACCAUUCCAGGACACACCAAAGAAGGGUGGAGGAGCUGCAUAAGUACGUGAAGACAUUUGGAUGCAAGGAAUGUGAUCAUGUGUACUCCAGACCAGACAGUCUGAUGGCUCACAUGAAGGUGCAUGGUGACAAGUACAGGCAUACUUGUGCCGUGUGUUUUGUUGGAUUUCCUACUCUCACGGAAUUGGACUCCCACAUGCAACAACACACACAUGAAGAUAAAAAGUUAAAUACUUGCUCCUUUUGUGGAAGAGGAUUUGAUCUUCAUACAAGCUUUAUACAGCACAUACAACACUGCAGGAAGACCCAACAGGAUGCGGUUCAUGGUAGGGCACUUGAGGAUUUCAUGGUGUUUGAGAGAGACCAAGAAAAAUGCUCUAAUAAUAAUAGGUUCCAAUGUUCUGUUUGCAGUAAAAUGUACCUGAGUAAAAAAUCAUUGAGACAUCAUAUGAAGGUUAAAGGACACAUAACCCCAAGUGAUUAAGGGUUGGACAUGGCUGCCCUUAAAGCCAGGAAUGUUGGCCCAUGUUUAUAAGAAUUGUCUAGUAACCUGCAUGAUGCUGAAAUGCAGUGUGAGGAGGAUGUGUUUGAAGCAUGUUGACACUGUGAAGGAUUAGAAAGCUACACAGCUGCCUUUUCACAAGGUAGCGAGCUGAGUGGUUUAGGUGUUCACUCAUCUUGCUAAGGUUCUUGGUUCACUUCCCACUUAUUCAAUGCACCAUUUUUGAUUGUCUGAAAAAUUACAAUAUGAUUUUUUCACAUUCACGAUGUUACCGAAUAUAUUGUUUUGUUUAAACAUGACAAAAGUGGCUGAACUAUUAAAACAUGGCUUGAGGUGAUCAAACUGAUUUCAAAUGUAAGAUGUGUGGUUGGGCUUAAUUCUAUUUCCGUGACAUCCAGUAAUUCGUGAGCGGCGAUGUUGCUGGAAUAUUGCUAGAAGCGGCGUAAAACCAUACUCACUUACUCUGUAAUUCAUGAAAUACCAUAAGUUGGUACUGAAGUCGACCUUAAGAGCAUAUGCUACUUUUGACAACAUUGUUAAGCAUCAUGUUUGAAUCUGCUGAGUUAAAGUUCUUCAGUAAAACUAAUGAUACACUUGUUAAGUAACUAGUUAGCC